Molecule: messenger RNA, 9299 nt
Organism: Drosophila bipectinata
Lineage: Eukaryota; Metazoa; Arthropoda; Insecta; Diptera; Drosophilidae
Gene: LUBEL
Product: Linear Ubiquitin E3 ligase
Biological process (GO): protein linear polyubiquitination
Cellular component (GO): LUBAC complex
Molecular function (GO): K48-linked polyubiquitin modification-dependent protein binding; linear polyubiquitin binding; zinc ion binding
Source: RefSeq, a predicted model, not a curated record
GAAAACGGCUGGGACUGGGGACCGGGGUCUGUGGACUAGAAGCUAGAGACUAGAGAAGAUUGCAGUAAAAAUGCUGUUUAGAAUCCAAUAGAGAUUUCAGUUUGCUAGGAGACGAUCGCCGAACGAGACCGUAGCAGAAUAUUCAUGUCGCGCCGUGGCUAGACAUUAGAAAUAUAUAUAUAUAUACCCUUAUAUAUAUUCAUGUGCUACCAGCUGGCAGUGGCAGUUUUGAGUGCGGCACGACGCGUCAAGUGAAAACGAAUUAUAUUAAAUAAGAAGACAAGCUAGAAGAGAACGAACCGGCAGUUUCCUGACAACCCAUUCGACAAAGAUGACGACCCCACAGUUGCUCAGCAAGAAUGUUCGAAACAUGCCCAACUGGGUGAACGAGGCGAAUGAUCGUAUUGGACCUAAACCGCCACCCACGCCGCCAAAUGGUGUGGCGGGUGGACCGGCAAAGGCCCCGGCCUUGCCUCCCAAAGCGAAAAAUACUCCCGAGCCAGAUUACGAAAUCAUUGAAUUCUCCAACCAGCAACAGUACUCCAAUGAACCGAUGAAGACCACAGUGAUCAGGACCAAGACACCAGACAACAAGCUAAAGUGCACCCUUUGCGGCUCCCAGAACCCCUGGGUGACCUGUUCGGAGUGCGCUGGCCAGAUCUUCUGCGCCUCCUGCGAUGACAUGUUCCACAAGCAUCCCAAGCGCAAACAGCACAUGCGAAAGGCCGUCGAGCAGGGCACUCCGCCCAUUCCUCCCAAGGCGCAGGCGGGAGGAGGAGCUCCUCCGCCAGUGGCGCCACCGCGUCGUAGCAAACGUGGUCUGCUGACCCCGUUCCUGGGCCGCAAGGAUCAGAUGCUGCCGCCGCCCUCGCCCACGCCCUCGCACAAAUCUCUGGGCGGCUGGCGAGGACAACUAGGGGGUGGAGUCACCCCACCACCCCCUCCUGCAACAACACAUCAUCAGAUGAACAACCGCCCGCUGCCAGAGCCGCCGCGCAGCGAGGCGGGAGGAUCCUCGAGGUCAGGAACCCCAAAGUCCGUGUUUGAUGGCAUCCAACGGCCGCCUUCAGUGCAGCUGGAGAAGAUUAAGAGCAAGGCCAGCGCCACGCUGGACCGUAUGGCCAUUCUGCAGCAACGGUACCGCCAGCAGAAGGCGCGCCAGGAGCUAAGCGCCAACAGUGAGCAGCAUCUGCUGAAUGGAGCCGGCUUCGAGCCAUGGUCAACCAUCUCACCAUCGCCAUCGCAUUUUCGUUCCGGCAGCAUGUCAUCCGGUCUGAACUCAUCCCAUUUCGAUCUCUCGGAUGACUCACACAACUUUCACAAUUCCUUGCUGCUCCAACGACAGGCGGCGGGUGCCCAGCGGCGCCAGAUGAGCACCUCGGUGUUCAACCUCAACACCGCCACCCCCCGCCGCCCUCUGGCUGAGACGCAGAACGGCAAGGCCUGGUUGGCCAACCAACGGAUGCAACAGGCCCAAUCCCUGGCGCAGCUCAACUGCGCUGGUUGCCAGAGCCAGCAGCCUCCUGGUUGGCAGCACCAGCAUCUCCACCAGCACCCGGACGAGUGGUCCCAGUUUGGUUCCCAACAGCAGUUCAACAACUCGAAUCUAUCGCUUAACUUGGGUCCUGGCUACCUGCCCCAGCACCAUCCACAUCAGCAUCCCCACUACCCGCCGCCUGUUUUUAUGACCCAACGAGGAAUGAUGUAUCCAGGAGCACCUGGCUAUCCCAUAAUGCAUCCAGGAGUCAUGGGAAUGCCACCAACAGCCGCCUCCCGGGCCACAUCCCGUUCCCGCUACGCUGCCUCACCCACGCCCAGUCGCAAGUCGUUGUCCUUGCGGAGAAAGCGCACCAACUAUGUGGACGAUGAGCUGACCGACGACGAGGAUUCCGACCAGGACGAUCGCCGAUCUAUGGUCUCAACCCGAUCUGGUAUGACCAGUGCAUCUCGAUCGCAGCCACAUCACCAGCCCCGCCAGAGGCGCCUUUCCAGUGCCUCUCAGCUAAUCGCCAACGAUGAGCUGGAUGGCGAGCAGCGGCAUGGAUCGAGGCAGCACAAGAUACGGGAUAGGCGCGGUUCGGUCGCAAAGUCAGUGCAGAGUGAGUGGCUACCGGAAAGACGAGACUCCCAGACCAGCAAUGGUGGAACACUCACGAGAAAUAAGCCAGCUACGGAUUCGGCCCGCACCAGUCGCAUUUACUCGGACCUGGAGUCGGAGGGCUCAGGUGCCCGCGCGUUAGUUCAGGCAAAAAUCCAACAGAAGCUCCAGGAAGCCGACCAACACAAGUCCUCCAAGAAAGUUGAGCCCAAACGCAAGCCAGAGAUGAAGGAUGAGAACACACAGGCAGCGGCAGUCGUACACAAGGCGCCACCGGCACCACAAGCUCAAGAAGAGAGCGCGUCGGAGUAUGAGGAGGUAGUGGAGGAGGUUACAGCUUCAGAGAGUGAAGCCGAGGCUCAGCUCGAUCCCAGCCAGGAGGUACCGGCAGAGGCUGAGACCGAUGACUUGGGUCCGCCACCCUCCACGCCGGACCACGAAUGGGAAUGCGAGUUCUGUACAUUUGUCAACGAGCCAAACAUUAAGAUCUGCUCCAUCUGCUGCAAGACGCCUAGCAAGCCGCCAGCUCAGGCCAACAAAGCCAAGAAGGUGGAAGAAAUCCCACCACAGCAGACAAAACCACAAACCCAAUCUCAACAGCCUGCUAGAACCCAGGUGGCUUCCCAGCCGGAAGUCAAGCUGGUGCGAAAGUCCUCGCUGAAGAGCCAGCAGCCCAGCCAGAAGAUAAGCAGUGGUACCAGCACCGCUGUCCCAGUCACGAAAAUAGCUCAGCCCACCAGUAAAUCAAGCUCAAACCACUCUGUAGGACCUAUUAAAACCUCAAAGAUCACGUCGAGUAUUCCUGUUCCAACACCCUCAAAGUCAACACUGAAAAACUCAUCCGAAAACGAGUCCGAUAACGCCAUGUCCAAGGGCUUCUUGCACAAAGAGUCCGUUGAAAACAUUUGGAAUACGCUGGAUGAGAGCAUUCAGGCGCAGGCGGAAAAGGUACUCAAGCAGGCCCAGAAGGUGUCCACGGGCUGUGGCGGCACUCCGCCCCGGGAAGUAGCGGCUGUCGAAAUGGGAACUUCGCCGCCUCCUCAGAGCAUUUCCACUCAAACCUAUGAUGCUCUACCAUUUAACAAAAAGCAGGAAGAGAUACCUUCAGAUCGAUUCAGAACCCCGGAACCAAUUAAUCUAGAACGCCGUCCACAUUAUCGCAGCAACUCGCAGCUGCCAUUGGAGAGUGAGCGGUAUCGCAGUGCCAAUGAUCUUAGAUUUCAUGAUGGCUACGGCUUGGAUCCCUACAAUGCUGGUCAGGUCACCAGGCGACCCAAUUUUAUAAACGAACUUCGAAUGCUGCAACAUCAAACAUCCUCUCCCUUUGAUCUGCCCAAUGAAUCCUAUGGUCUGAAACACGAGCCGGCACGAGAUCCGGAAACAGAAAUGCACAUUAUUCUCAAGGAGCUGGAACUGUACAAGUUUACCAUCGAGGAGCUAGAGGCGGCUGUCAAGUACUGUGCCCCCGAUACCCAUCCCAUUCAGUGGCUCCGCGACAACUGGCAUAAGCUGGUCCAGACGGUGCAGAGCUUGUCCACCAAGUACGGCCAAGAGCGGGGCGAGAACACGAUUGGAACAGUGUCCCAGAACGAGGCACGGGAGGCGCUGCGCAGCUCUGGAGGAAACGUAUGGCAGGCGGUGGCCGACUGUAUCCAGCAGCGGCAACAGAAGUACAGGAAGCUGGCCAGCAAGGGAAACUUUCUGCGGGAUGACAUCGUCAACGCGCUGACAGCGCACCAAGGUAAUGUGGAGCAGGCGCUGCUGGAGCUGAAUCGCACGCAACUCAAGCCAUUCCUAAUGCGCAUCUGGGGCUCGCCGAAUGGCGUUGAGAACGAUAGUGGUGUGGCCAUUGACACCAAGUCGGAUAUCCAUGAAUUUUUGAACAGCCACGCUUUGGAUUGCCUACAGCCCCCGGUGGCCGGAGAAAGUCCCAGUCCGGGCAUAGCCCACCCAUUUGAUCCCAUCCCCGCCGAUGAUAGCCCGGCCAAGUCCACCUACGCCACCCCCAGUCCCUACCAAAUGGAGGACAGUACCCUGAAAAACCUGGAGAUCCUCAUCGGCAACAUGGAGCAGAACCAAGCCAAGCAAAACCAAGAGGUGCUCCGGUCCAUCGAGAGCAUGCUGGAGACUUUCAAGGGCAAGCCAGAGCUGGAAUAUGAAACGGAUCCAGAAGUCAUGCGCAUUCUUACCAAGAGUCCCAUCAGCACUCUGAAGCCUUCGGGUCCCAUUGAAGAUAAGUCCACUGACGACGUCAAGAACUUUGUUUGGCAGCACAUCCAGGAUAUAGUGCCUAACCUGGUGCAACAGGUCGAACAGGAGCUCAUGGAGAAAACAGAGCCAGAGGCUCCAGUAGAAGCCACUCAGCCCAAGCUGGAGAAUGCAGAGCCACCACCUGAACCGGAACCAACCCCCGACCCUGGCACCUACAUAAUGGAGGAGUUCAUAAAGCCAAACAUUAGAGAAGCCUCCUUUCAUGAGGAACUGCCUCCUAGUUUCAUCUAUGCCACGGAAAUAGCUAAUUUCAGGUUAGAGUUCGAUCGAGGCACUGAGAGGCUUCAUGAGGCGGAAUGGGAAUUCGAUGAUUUGGAAGAUGCCGAGCGUAUAGUUUACAAAAGUUUCAUUGCGCCAAAAGAGAAGACUCCAGAAAAAGAAACCAUCCAACCUGCAGAAGAAUCUGUCUCAACUGAAACUGCACCGCAAUCCAAUCCGGAAGUCAGUGUCAUUCAGCAAAAGACUGAAAACGCGGAAGUAAUAAUACCAUCUGAACCCUCUACUGCGACUUCUAACAACAAAGAAACUGCUGUGGAGGAGGAAAAAGUAAUUAGUGUGGAAAAACCUCUGACAAUCAAAAAACAGCCAAAUAAUUUAGAAACCCAAGCCGAUUUGGAUAACAAGCCUUCCACGAGCAGAGAAGCCAGUCGGAAAAAUAGACGCUCCCAGCAGCAAAAGAAAGGCAGAUCCCGAGAACAAAGUCAAAAACCUAUAAAUAGAGUAAGGUUACCACAAAGUGUAGAUGGGAAAACCAACAAUACGACAGAGUUACCAAAAGAAGUACCUUUACAACCAGAAAUAAAUAAUUUGAAGCCCGAAGAUGUUGCUCAACAAAAUACGGUGGAAGUUCUGGCUGUCUUAGUUCCCAGUAACUCAAUAAAUGAUGCUCAGUUUCAGACGAAUAAUGUAGCUUCCCAUCAAGAUAUUUCUGUUGCUGAGGUACAGCCUGAAAAGGAUACAGUAAGCACUACUAGUUCAGUAUUGGUUGAAGAAAAAACCUCCUCACCAGUUCCUGAACAUAUUAUUGCUUUGGACACUAGUACAAUAGUUGAAAGUUCAAAGGACGCUGUCAAUAAAAAUACUGCAGAACCUAACAGAGAGUCUACCACAAUUAUGGAGGUACCCAAGACUUUUCCACAGUCUUCAGAAAAUUUAAAUUCAGAGGCGGCGCCUGAGGCAAUAAUUACCGAUUCUUCUUCAACGGAAAUAAAAAUGGUUCAGAACGAAGAUAAUUCAAUGCUCAUCACACCUUCAAAUAUUGCAGAAACCACAACAGAAGGCGAGGAAUCCUUAGUCCCUAUACCAACCAGUACUUCGGGAAUAUCCCUUGACCAGAAGCGAAGCCCAAAACGAUUCUCAAAGAUUCCUGUGAGAACCCUUAGUAGUAAUAGUCUUAGAAGUGAAAGUAGAGCCAGCAACAGAACACCCGAAGUAGAAGAGUCUCCUGUAGAAAAUGAAGCAACUACAACACAACCAGAAACAGCUAACGGAUUACUUACAAAUAUUGAAGCAGCUAAUACGUCUGGUAAUACUCCUCUUCCUGAAAAUGUACAAGAAGACAAUGUAGAUAUUAAGGAAGCUCAAUCUCAUGAAGAACCUACGGCAAGUCAUGAGGAAGAUAUUAUAUCCCAACUCCCAGAACAAAGUUUACAACCAGUUCAUGUAGAAACAGAAGCCCCAACUGUGACAGCCACUGCCGUAAGCCCUUCCCACUCUGAUGAAGUGUUUGAGGAUGCCCCCGAGUUCAGUGGCAGUGAGGGCACAAAGCCAAACGACGAAGGAACCUCUGAUACCGAGCUCUACAGUAUGGAAAGUGAUGAUCAUCAAACAGAAACCAAAACCGCCAACACCGAGGUGCUGCUUGUAUUAGAAGACGAAUCCCAAGUGGAGUCCUCAAUCGCUAGGACCAGUAGCAACGCCAGCAUUGGGUCCAAUUCAAGUCAAUCGGAAACAUCCAAGAUAGUGCUCAAGGAAUUCGUGCCGUCCGGUGAUCCCUCCAAACAAAAUCUAAGCGAGCUUGUGGAGGACACUCAGCGAUUGAUCAAGCAGAUGCGCGAGGAGAUCAGCAUGGAUGAGUUCGAAUCCACGGACGAGGAUGAGUACUCUGACGAGUACUCGGAUGAGUACGACGAAGGCGAGGAAGAGGAGUGGUAUGACAGCGAGGGCGAAGAGGAGGGAGACUAUGAGGGUGAGGAUGGGAAUACCUAUAACGAGCAUACAUCCUUUAUCGAAGAGGCCUCCACCGGGGACGAAGGCACUGAGAUUGAAGACAUCAUGGAGGAGGACGAAGAUCAGUUGGAUGAAGACGACGCGAAUCUUACACAAACCGCACCAGUUCACGAACCAGUCAUCCCGCCCUCCUCAUCAGUCACGCCCACAAACCAUGAUGCUGAUCCAGUCGCAGAGACUGAGGUUGUUUCCUCCGCAGGAACCACUCCAGCGGUGAUAAGGGAUUUACUUCCAAAGGAAACCACCUUACCCCAGGCAAAUGUUCAGGAAGAAACCAAAGCCGAAUCUCUGCCCCCACCGGAAGUGGAAAGUCUUCCAGCGGAAGAGUCGCCAGAAGUAGUAGAGGACGUUGUACCCGAAGCACAAACUCCCACAGAAGCUGUGUUGGAAUCAGUCGAAGAACCUGCUGCCCUACCCAUAAUAUCCGAUCCACCCAUUGUCGAUUCAGAGUCCCGACCCGUGGAACUGGCCGUGGAGACGGUGCUGGAAGAGCCCAAAAAGGUAACCCCGAGCCCAAAAGCCAAAACAGUGAACAAAACCACAGGCAACACAGAGGGAACCACACCCAAGACAGUUAAGUCCACAGUCAGUAAGAUACCCAAGCCCACUACUGAACCCACUCCCGUAAACAAGAAGCUUCCGCUCCGGUCCAAGUCCUUCUCGGCGCCCAUGGGCAUCUCAUCCGUAAAGCGCAUCCAGCAGGAGUACCUUCAGAAGCAAACUACUAACGCGGCCAGUCGUGUGCCGCUCAAGAGCACUCCGACUACCAAAAAGUCCAUAAGCGAUGCCAUCAGCCGGUUCAACUCCAACUCCUCGGAUGGACCCAGCACCAGUGGUGCAGCAGCGGCGGCAGCGGCUCUCUUGAAGCCACGAUCCCAGCCCCGAAUCCCAAAGAAAAAGUACCACGAAACGUGCUUCUCCGACGACGACUACGAGACCUCGGCCACCGAGGAGGAGCAGGAGGAUCAGAGCCAGGCUGAGCCCUUGAAAUCAGAACUGCUAAAGCGUAAGCUGAGUAUGCCCGUCUUCCGGGCAUAUCCUAGUGUCCAAGAGCCGGUUAUUGAGGAACCAGCGGUCUUGGCGCGAAAGUAUGUGGAGCAGGAGCUGGUGAAAUCUAUUGCCGAAGCCCAGAUUGCGGCCACCUUGGUGAACAUGAAGUUCCAGGAGGACGUGGCGUUAUGGGCAGCCAGGGAGUGCUCCGACCUGGACCAGGCCAUUGCCAUGCUCCAGCAAGAGUGUGAACUGUGCAUGAACAGCUAUCCGAUGAAUCAAAUAGUUUCCAUGCUGAAAUGCACUCACAAGUGCUGUAAGCAAUGCGCUAAAAGUUACUUCACAGUGCAGAUCACCGAUCGCAGUAUCAACGAUUGCAGUUGCCCCUUCUGCAAACUGCCCGAGCUGAGCAACGAAGCCCAGCAUGAGGACGAGCACCUGGAGUACUUCUCCAACCUUGACAUCUUCCUAAAGAGCAUCCUCGACGGCGACGUUCAUGAGCUAUUCCAGCGUAAGCUCCGCGAUAGGACACUCCUGCAGGACCCCAACUUUAAGUGGUGUAUCCAGUGCUCCUCCGGAUUCUUUGCUCGGCCAAAGCAGAAGCGUCUCAUCUGCCCUGACUGUGGCUCCGUAACCUGCGCCCAGUGCCGUAAGCCUUGGGAGCGCCAGCAUGAGGGAAGCAGCUGCGAGGCCUACCUGGAGUGGAAGCGGGAGAACGACCCGGAGUUGCAAGCUCAAGGGGUUCAGGAGCAUCUUGCGCAAAACGGCAUUGACUGCCCCAAGUGCAAGUUCCGAUAUUCGCUGGCCAGAGGCGGCUGCAUGCAUUUCACCUGCACUCAGUGCAAAUUCGAGUUCUGCUACGGCUGUGCCCGACCCUUCAUGAUGGGCGCCAAGUGCACUGUGUCCACUUACUGCGCCAAGCUGGGCCUGCACGCCCACCAUCCCCGAAACUGUCUCUUCUACCUGCGCGACAAGAUUCCCAUGCAACUGCAGUUCUUGCUGAAGGAACAGAAGGUCAAGUUCGACACGGAACCCAUACAGACCAAGGACGAGUCGAGCAGUUCCUCGAAAGCCCGCGCACAAGCUCGGUGUCCUAUUCCCCUGCAAAAGGAGACUCCCCAGGGCCUGGUGGAUACGGUGUGCAAUACCGAGGUGCCUGACAAGCACGCCGGCAUGUGUCGCACCCACUACGUAGAGUAUUUGGCAGCCAAGGUGGCAAAAGCUGGCAUCGAUCCACUGCCCAUUUUCGAUCUGACGGACUGUGUCCAGGAGCUGCGUAGGCGUGGCAUCGCCCUGCCCGAGCGCGGCCCCUGGGACACCGACGAGAUCUACAAAAACAUGUGCUCGGAGGUGAUCAAGAAGCAUAUUCCCCUGAAAUCGGCCUAAGAAGAAGCCCGGGAGAGAAGGAGUACAAGAUAUUCUGGAAGCGCUCGACUGUGGCAAUUUUUCAUUAUUUCAUCGACAUGAUUUAUAGUAGUUCUUUUUAUACAGACAUUUUCAUAGACCUCUACCCAUACACCAAAGAAAAUUUACAUCUUAGACAGCUCGUUAGAUAUUAGUUAUAUGUACGCUUGCACCAGCUCACUUACACACCCAUUUUGAGAAGCAUCCCAUCUUGUUUAGUUGCUAAGAGAUUGAAAACAUCGGCCCCAAGAUCAGCACGUGUACCAAACUGCAUCCAAUAAACCUUGUGUGUGAAAAUCGAAUGCAA